Drosophila biarmipes is the source of this 1660-nucleotide messenger RNA. RefSeq lists its product as uncharacterized. Bases 1150 to 1401 code for a protein of 83 amino acids. The transcript has a single exon. The record is from RefSeq and is a predicted model, not a curated record. NCBI's taxonomy places the organism in Eukaryota, Metazoa, Arthropoda, Insecta, Diptera, Drosophilidae.
AACAAAAUUAAUAUAAGGGUUAUUAAUGUAUAAUUUUUCUAAAUAGAUAAAGUAACUGCUUUUUGAACUUUUAAAAAUGAGCGCCGGUAAAAUGCUGUGUAAAAUACCAAAACAACUAGAACUUGGUCACACUGCUGAAAACAGUGCUGCCCAUGCCUGAUCCCAAAAGAAAAGGCGCGCAGUUCAAUUUACAAUCCCCGUCGACUUAUCUGUUAAGGUCCAACUUAAUCGAGCGUUGGACAUCAUCUGUAAUCUGCGUGCAGUCCAAAGUGCCACAGUUGUCGGUUGCAAAUGCACAGCUGCAAAAGUCACAAGACUUAAACCGAGACACUGAUAAGCACUAAACUUCUGAAUAAUGCGUUUCAGCUUCCGAUUAUGAGCAAAUGUUUAAGUAAAAACAUAGUCAGGCGGGGGGUCGCUAGCGUUCUGGAAAUGACGCGUGACGGAUCGGCAAGUUGCUUAUCAAAUUGGCAUUUCGUUGGUAUUUCCGAGAGCCGAAAGCUCUCUAGUGCGAAAUCCGAGCGACAAGUGCACAAACAAAUAGGCUGCCGUAAAUAAACAAGGGGGAAAAAUUUGGCUGACUUGCAAAAGCAUUGAUGAUGCUCUUUCCUAUAUAUAUACAAAUUUGUUUCGCUCUUUCCGAACCGGUUGGCGGAAACGUAUUUGAAUAGCUCGCCUGAGAUCCUUAUAAAUCAUGCGAUUCGGAAAACCGGUUCGUUUUCGAACGGCCGGCCCACAAUGCGCGCGUUGCAAAAAGAAAGAAUCGAGAAUAAGAAACAAGAAAUGUAUAGUGAACGCCGCCUCCUCCAAAUAGUUUGCCUACGUAGAUUGGGCUCUCAGUUUGUGAUACGAAGUGUAGAGUGUGUGAACUCGGCUCUUUUCCACCCGAGUGAGUGGUUGCCUGAGCGCACAACCACCGAAAGCGGCCUGUAGUAUUUUUGUUAUUUCCCUACCGACGCUCCAAGCAGACGGAACGCUCGAGCAGCAGCGGAGAGAGUAUAGAAACUUGAGAGAAAAGAAAUAAAAGGAGCCACCAGCCCCCCGCAGUACGAAAAAAGCACGCGCGUCAUCGGAAAAACGUGCUGCGGGCUACAAGAAACCCAAAGUAAUAUCACCGAAAUUACAUAAAGCCCAGAAGGAGGUUCCACCAUGACCGAUGUCAGUGCAAAUAGUCUGGAUGUCUCCGUGGACGUGGUCUGGCCCACCAUCAUCGUCCUGGCCAUGCUGGUGAUAAACGGCUUCGUCUUCGCCUACAUCAUGCGAAAGCGGCGGGAGUACAAGCAUCAGGAGGAGCAACAACCUGUUCCACACACAUCGUACGCGGCCACCAGCGAGCUGGCCACCACUGCACCCGCGGACCAGGAGGACGAUAGCUGUGCCAUCGAGAUGGAGCGACUGUAGGAUUAGGCAGCGCACUAGCCGUAGCUCUCAGAUACUCACCCACUAUCGUCCAAGCUCUCAACUGCAACGAAGUUUCCUAAGCCCAUAGCUCUCGCUUUAUCAAGCGACAUAGAAGAUAUACAGAACGUAUACGUCGAGUGCCUGGAUCGCACGUGCAUUUAAUUAAUGUUUUUAAGUUGUUAACUCUACUUCGCAAUUCAUUUUCUACAAAGGUUUACAAUAAAUGUGUGAAUUUUGUCAUGCCAUAUCGAGAACCGAA